Microcebus murinus (gray mouse lemur) is the source of this 2851-nucleotide messenger RNA. NCBI's taxonomy places the organism in Eukaryota, Metazoa, Chordata, Mammalia, Primates, Cheirogaleidae. The record is from RefSeq and is a predicted model, not a curated record.
CUCAGUGCCCAACCCAAGUUCAAAGGCUGAUGAGAGAAAAUCUCAUGAGGAGGUUUUACUCUAGGGAAAGAUUGUUCAGUGGAUGUGAUCUUGGCUCACCAGGGAAGAUGUCAAGCUCCUUCUGGCUCCUUCUCAGCCUUAUUUCUGUCACUGCGGCUCAGUCCACCACUGAGGAACAAGCCAAGACAUUUUUGGAGAAUUUUAACAAUGAAGCUGAAGAUUUGUCUCAUCAAAGUGCACUUGCUUCUUGGGAUUAUAACACCAAUAUUACUGAGGAGAAUGCCCAAAAAAUGAGUGAUCAUGGGGCCAAAUGGUCUGCCUUUUAUGAAGAACAGUCCAAGCUUGCCCAAACUUAUCCACUAGAAGCAAUUCAAAAUCUUACAAUCAAGCGUCAAUUGAGGGUCCUUCAGCAGAGUGGCUCUUCAGGGCUCUCAGCAGACAAGAAUAAACAGCUGAACACAAUUCUUAACACAAUGAGCACCAUCUACAGUACUGGAAAAGUUUGCAACCCAAAUAAUCCACAGGACUGUUUAUUACUUGAACCAGGUUUGGACACAAUAAUGGCGAACAGUAGAGACUACAGUCAGAGGCUCUGGGCUUGGGAAGGCUGGAGAUCUGAGGUCGGCAAGCAGCUGAGGCCAUUAUAUGAAGAAUAUGUGGUCUUGAAAAAUGAGAUGGCAAGAGCAAAUAAUUAUGAGGACUAUGGGGAUUAUUGGAGAGCAGAUUAUGAAGCAGAGGGGGAAAGUGGCUAUAAUUAUAACCGAAGCCAAUUGAUGGAAGAUGUGGAACAUACCUUUGCACAGAUCAAACCAUUAUACGAACAUCUUCAUGCCUAUGUGAGGGCAAAGUUGAUGAACGUCUACCCUUCCCAUAUCAAUCCGAAUGGAUGCCUCCCUGCUCAUUUGCUUGGUGAUAUGUGGGGUAGAUUUUGGACAAAUUUGUACUCCUUGACAGUUCCCUUUGAACAGAAACCAAACAUAGAUGUUACUGAUGCAAUGGUGAACCAGGCCUGGGAUGCAAACAGAAUACUCAAGGAGGCUGAGAAUUUCUUUGUAUCUGUCGGCCUUCCUAAUAUGACUCAAGGAUUCUGGGAAAAGUCCAUGCUAACUGAACCAGAAGAUGGCCGGAAAGUGAUCUGCCAUCCUACAGCUUGGGACCUGGGGAAGGGCGACUUCAGGAUCAAAAUGUGCACAAAGGUGACAAUGGACAACUUCUUGACAGCCCAUCACGAGAUGGGGCACAUCCAGUAUGAUAUGGCAUAUGCCAUACAACCUUUCCUGCUAAGAAAUGGGGCUAAUGAAGGGUUCCAUGAAGCCGUUGGAGAAAUCAUGUCACUUUCUGCAGCUACACCUAAGCAUUUGAAAUCCAUUGGUCUUCUGCCACCUGAUUUUCAAGAAGAUGAUGAAACAGAAAUAAACUUCCUGCUCAAACAAGCACUCACGAUUGUUGGAACUCUACCAUUUACUUACAUGUUAGAGAAGUGGAGGUGGAUGGUCUUUAAGGGUGAAAUUCCCAAAGAUCAGUGGAUGAAAAAGUGGUGGGAAAUGAAGCGAGAGAUAGUUGGGGUGGUGGAACCUGUGCCCCAUGAUGAAACAUACUGUGACCCCGCGUCUCUGUUCCAUGUUUCUAAUGAUUAUUCAUUCAUCCGAUAUUACACAAGGACCAUUUAUCAAUUCCAGUUUCAGGAAGCCCUUUGUCGAGCAGCUAAACAUGAAGGCCCCUUGCACAGAUGUGACAUCUCAAAUUCCACCGAAGCUGGGCAGAAGCUGCUCAAUAUGCUGAGACUUGGAAAAUCAGAACCCUGGACCUUAGCAUUGGAAAAUGUAGUAGGAGCAAGGAAUAUGAAUGUCACACCACUGCUCAACUACUUUGAGCCCUUGUUUACCUGGCUGAAAGAUCAGAACAGGAAUUCUUUUGUGGGCUGGAACACCAACUGGAGUCCUUAUGCUGACGAAAGCAUCAAAGUGAGGAUAAGCCUAAAAUCAGCUCUUGGAACUAACGCCGUGAGUGUAUUUUCAUUAUUUUUUCAGCUCACUAUCUUUUUUACAUGCAGACCAAAUAAACACAAUGGAAUGACCAAAGAACUGUACUUGUUCCCGGUCAUCUGUGGCAUAUGCAUGAGGAAGGUAUUUUUAGAAGCUAAAAGCCAGACGGUUCCUUUUGGGGUGGAGGAUGUAUGGGUGAAUGAUUUCAAACCAAGAAUCUCCUUUACCUUCUUUGUCACUGCACCUAAAAAUGUGUCUGACAUCAUUCCUAGAACUGAAGUUGAAAAGGCCAUCAGUAUGUCUCGGAGCCGUAUCAAUGAUGUUUUUGGCCUGGAUGACAAUACCCUAGAGUUUCUGGGGAUUCAGCCAACACUCAGCCCUCCUUACGAGUCGCCUAUCAGCAUAUGGCUGAUUGCUUUUGGAAUCGUGAUGGGACUGGUAGUGGUUGCCACUGUUGUCCUGAUCUUCACUGGGAUCAGAAAUCGAAAGAAGAAAAGUGAAGAAAGAAGUGAAGAAAAUCCUUAUGCCUCCAUGGAUAUUAAUAGAGGAGAACAUAAUCCAGGAUUCCAAAACAGUGAUGAUACUCAGACUUCCUUUUAGAAAAAUCUAUCUUUUUCCUUCUGAGGUGAUUUUAUUAUGUGCAAAUGUUAAUUUCAUAGCACAGAAAUAUGAGAUUAUAAAGAUGUCAUUAGAUAUCAAAACUAUGGCUCUGUUAGGAAAAGUUGUACAAAAACAACAUGGCUGAGGAGAAGGCACCUUUAUUCACACUGUUUUCAGUAUUUAUUUCUGUUUUAGGACUUAGCUGCUCUUCUGUUUCCUAAUAGGGAUGUUUAUAUUAGAGAAUAAAGUAUGUCUUUGGCCUCACA